Molecule: messenger RNA, 1285 nt
Organism: Homarus americanus (American lobster)
Lineage: Eukaryota; Metazoa; Arthropoda; Malacostraca; Decapoda; Nephropidae
Product: adhesive plaque matrix protein-like
Exons: 6
Coding region: 112-1134 (340 amino acids)
Cellular component (GO): extracellular region
Molecular function (GO): chitin binding
Source: RefSeq, a predicted model, not a curated record
CGGUUGAUGGUCAGUUAACCUCCGCCGUGCGUCUUGACAGCACUUGGUUUACGUGUGUUUGUGUGUGUGUGUGUGUGGAGUUUGUUGGAUUCACCAAGACCUUGAGCCAGGAUGAAGGCGUGGAGGGGCUUGAUACUCCUGCUGGCGGCGGUGGCGACGGUCAUGGUGUCGUCAGAGCACCUGGAGGAGGCGGAGGAGGAGGAGGGAGAGUUGCUGGGGAUCAAGACGAAACGUCAGAUUUACUACUCAGCACUCGACUACGACCAGUCCUAUGAAACUUUGAGAGAGUCUUCACUCGAGCCUGAGGCACGUCCUACGGGUCACCUCCCCAUCGCCCCGCACUACCCUUCCGACCCACACCAGGCUCCAAUUUAUGAACCCACAGCACCUGUCUAUGAACCCCCAGCACCUUAUUACAGGCCUGAACCUAAUUACAGGCCUGAGCCUACUUACAGGCCUGAGCCUACUUACAGGCCUGAACCUACUUACAGGCCCGAGCCUACUUACAAGCCUGAACCUACUUACAGGCCUGAGCCUACUUACAGGCCUGAACCUACUUACAGGCCUGAACCUACUUACAGGCCUGUAAGGCCACCGCCUCCUUCAUACCAAGAACCUGCCUAUAAGCCCCAGCCUAAGCCAUCAUACAGACCUAAGCCAGUGUACCAGGAACCUUCCUACCAGGAGCCAUACCAAAAUGAGAACCCCAUCCCUGGCGAAGCUGGUGUUGAUUAUCCCAUCUACCACGAGAUCCCAUACACAAAGUUCACGUGUGAUGCUGUCCCUUACCGCCCAGGCAUGUACGCAAACCCUGAGGCUGGCUGCCAGCUGUACCAUGUGUGCCAUGACAACCGGUAUGGAGCCAGGGGUGCUGAGUUCCUCUGCACUAACGGCACACUUUUCAACCAGGAAACUUUCAACUGUGACUGGUGGUACAAUGUCGACUGCUCUAAGGCCACCUCCUUUUAUGACCUGAACACUGACCCUGAGCACAAUCCCUACUAUCAGAAGCCUUAUGAAGGGCCCCUUCACAUCCCAGCUGAUAACUAUGCUGUUGAUCCUUACCAUCCUGCACCUCAGCCUCAACCCACAUACAAUGCUCCAACCCGCAGGCGAUCGAAAAGAAGCCAGUAAUGACACUAGGAAUCUGACACCUAUCUAUUACACUACUUAAAUAAUGUGUAAUAGAGCUAUCAUAUCUGUAAAUGAGUUAGGGUUACAUGUGCUUAUUUGUAUCGGUGUAUUUAUUUGUAUACAGUAAUCUGGAAUACAAUAUCAUAUAUGA